GUCACCUCAAAGCCUCACAAACCCCACCGGAUCACCGCCCCCACGCUCCCUCCUCCCUCCAACGUACAGCGAGCGAAGCAGUCAGCAGACGCCAUGACCUCCCACGACAUCGCCGCCGCCUCCAGCCCUUUCCACGUCUACCAGCAGCACCUACCGAUGACGAUGGCACCCGCCGCCGCCUCCGCCGACGCUGGCUUGGCUCCGGCGGCGAGCAAGAAGGCCGGUGGCAGCGUGAAGGACCGGCACAGCAAGGUGAACGGGCGCGGUCGGCGCGUGCGCAUGCCGAUCGUGUGCGCCGCGCGCGUGUUCCAGCUCACGCGCGAGCUGGGGCUCAAGUCCGACGGCCAGACCAUCGAGUGGCUGCUCCGGCAGGCGGAGCCCUCGAUCCUCGCCGCCACGGGGACCGGCACCACCCCCGCCGCCUUCGUGUCCUCCUCCGCGCCAUCCACCUCCUCAUCCUCCUCCUUCUCGUACCCGCACACCCUCCUCGGCAAGCGCCCGCGCGAGGAGGAGAACGACGCCUUCGGCGCGGGGGCUGCAACGUCGGCGUUCUGGGCGGCACUGCAGGCGCCGCCGCGGCAGGACACGUGGGGGUUCUCGCCGCUGGAUGCGCAGGCCGCGUACAUGCCGAUGGCGCAGGUCCACCACCACCACCUCAACCUUGUCGCCGCGCUCUCCGGCGCCGCUCGGCGCGCCGAGGAGUAGACCCGGUGAAUCAACAGUCCUGACGAGUGUUCUUGAUUAUCUUUCUGUUUUGGGGGUCUAGGAUCCUGGGUGUACUUCCCUGCCCGUCGAACUCGAAUUCUCGAUCGUCGUGUGUUCUUUCUUUCUGCAGUUUAAUCGGUGAAGAUUUGCGAUUUCA
Messenger RNA from Triticum urartu, 862 nucleotides. The record is from RefSeq and is a predicted model, not a curated record. NCBI's taxonomy places the organism in Eukaryota, Viridiplantae, Streptophyta, Magnoliopsida, Poales, Poaceae.